Molecule: messenger RNA, 704 nt
Organism: Euleptes europaea (tarantolino)
Lineage: Eukaryota; Metazoa; Chordata; Lepidosauria; Squamata; Sphaerodactylidae
Product: ras-related protein Rab-11A-like
Exons: 5
Coding region: 17-670 (217 amino acids)
Biological process (GO): constitutive secretory pathway; regulated exocytosis
Cellular component (GO): recycling endosome
Molecular function (GO): GTPase activity; GTP binding
Source: RefSeq, a predicted model, not a curated record
CUCAGCAGAUUUUACCAUGCGGGGCAAGGAUGAUGAAUAUGAUUACCUGUUCAAAAUUGUCCUCAUUGGGGACUCGGGAGUAGGGAAGAGCAACCUGCUCUCGCGAUUCACCCGGAACGAGUUCAACCUGGAGAGUAAAAGCACCAUUGGGGUUGAGUUUGCCACGCGCAGCAUCCAAGUGGAUAACAAGACUGUGAAAGCCCAGAUCUGGGAUACUGCUGGACAAGAACGCUACCGUGCCAUUACCUCUGCUUACUACCGAGGGGCAGUUGGGGCGCUUCUGGUUUAUGACAUCGCCAAGUACCUAACCUACGAGAACGCGGAGCGCUGGCUGAAGGAACUGCAGGACCACGCAGACACGAACAUCGUCAUUAUGUUGGUGGGAAAUAAGAGCGAUCUGCGACAUCUACGGGCCGUGCCCACCGAUGAGGCCAGAAGCUUUGCAGAAAAGAACGGCUUGUCAUUCAUAGAAACGUCGGCUCUGGAUUCUACUAAUGUGGAGACUGCCUUUCACAACAUCCUCGCAGAAAUCUACCGGAUUGUGUCCCAAAGGCAAAUUGCCAGUGGGCAGGCGGAGACAGAAUUCAGUCCCAGCAGCACCAUCGAACCCAUCAAAGUCCUGCCUACUCACCAGGAAGGGAAGCAAGCACCUUGCUGCCAGAAUAUAUAAUCUGCCAGGAUGGCGUGGGGAAGAGCAUGCUGGG